This is a messenger RNA of Punica granatum (pomegranate), 1832 nucleotides long. The record is from RefSeq and is a predicted model, not a curated record. NCBI's taxonomy places the organism in Eukaryota, Viridiplantae, Streptophyta, Magnoliopsida, Myrtales, Lythraceae.
ACCCAAUCGUCGGAAAGAGAGAGAGAGAGAGAGAGAGAGAGAAGAGAGAAGUUCAUCUUCUUCCUUCCAUCUUCGUUCAAUUCACCUCUCCCGAGCUAGUUCCCCUGUUGCAGAAGAAGAAGCAUCAUCGUCGCUUCUCGGCCUCCUCCCUCCGUUCAUCUGAUCAGCUCAUACCUCUCUUCCCUUCCUUUCCCUCCUCGCUUUGGGUUCUUCCGGAGCUGCUCGAUUAAUUGUCUGCGGGAGCGGAUGCUGGUGGCCGGUUCAUGUGGAUCUUUCUGACCUCGGCAUAGGGUUUCUCAAGGAGCUGCGAUGGGGCUCAAGGGUGGCGAAGAUGACGUGGCAUUCGACGACGGGGGCAAGUGCGUCUCCUGCUCCAUUUGCCUCGAGGUCGUCGCUGACAAUGGCGAUCGCUCCUGGGCCAAGCUUCAAUGCGGCCACCAAUUUCAUCUUGAUUGCAUUGGUUCAGCGUUCAACGUGAAGGGCUCCAUGCAAUGCCCCAAUUGUCGGGAGAUUGAGAAAGGGCAGUGGCUUUUUGCAAAUGGCUGUCGUACCGUUCCAGAAUUUAGCAUGGAUGACUGGACUCAUGAGGAGGAUGUUUAUGACUUAAGCUACUCUGAAAUGUCCUUUGGUGUCCAUUGGUGUCCGUUUGGUCAACUAGCGAGGCUUCCUUCAUCGUUUGAAGAUGGAGAAUUCACACCUACUGCAUAUCAUGAUCCUCUGGGACAGCAUGCUCUCUUUGCUGAACAUUCAGCUGUCUCAUCAACUGCUCACCCCUGCCCUUACAUUGCUUAUUUUGGACCAAUUCCUCCCUCAUCAUCAACUUCAAAUGGAAGCAUCUCAGAUGCUUCUAGUUUGAAUAAUCACUGGAAUGGCCCAUCAGUACAGAGUGAAGUACCAGGUUCUUAUGCUUUUCCUGCCGUUGAUCUCCAUUACCACAGCUGGGAGCACCAAUCCCCUCCCUUCUCUACAAGCCGCAGUCGUCCCGGAGGUUCUGAUCCUCCAUCAAUUGCACCUACUGCUCAAAGGUCUGCAAGGACCAAUCCUGAUCUUCCUCGUUCAGGAACUUUUGUGCAUCCAUUUGUUGUUGGCCACAGUUCCGGGGCUAGAGCUGUGAACUCCAUUGCAACCUCUCUGAUACCUCCUUACCCGGGAAGCAAUGCUAGGACUCGGGAUAGAGUCCAAGCUCUCCAAGCUUACUAUCAACAGCAAAGGCCCAGUCAUUCUGUCUCAUCACGUGGGCCCAUUGUGUCUGCCAACCGAAGAGCUCUAAACCACAGAGGCAUGGCCCCGGUAGCUUCAUCAUCCGACCAGUCAAGUGGUUUCUAUUUCUUCCCAGCAGGUUCCUCGAGCCAUAACUUUCAAGAACUCGAGAGCUUAUCUUCUAGUCGAUUUCACUCGUGGGAAAGAGACCACCUGCCCUCCUUCUUGUUAAGCCAGGUCGAUAGAGAUUCUGCCCGGGAAAGAUUUCGGGCAGUGCCAGGCGGGUCUGAUCCAGGAAUCAGACAAGGAAGCUUUCGGCAAAGGCAUGGGUUCGAGAGGGUAUAGCAUCGAACAACCGCUCAUGAGUCCUCAUCCAUUUCCCCCUUUUCUAUUCGUAUGGCAAAAAUUUGAAUGGAACGAUAAAGUAUGUGUGAUUAAGAAACAAACUUGUACAUGAUGCUUGUGGUCCCUUGAUGGACCUGAGACUCGGUGGUGCCCACGGGAACAAUCUUUGGGCAACCAAUUGGCUGUGAGGGUGAUGGACUUCAAUGCCUUUGAUCAGCUUGCCUUUCCAGUACUUAAAAAAUGAAUACGAGCUUUCGGCUCCCAUAUGUAUGAGGGGUUUAUGUUUC